AUUAAAUAAUGAAUGUAAAUUUUAACCUGGCAAAAACACGUCGUGUGGGAAGAAAGGUCAUCGGGGAAAGGGCCACCGUUGAUGUGCCGGGUCAGAGAGGAGCAAAUAUCACAAUGUGUGCUGCAAUCUCGAGUGCUGGUUUGGGCCUGCAGAAAUGCCAGAUUGGUCCCUACAACACUGAGCGCCUCCACCAACAACUGGUGCCAGAAGCAGAAAGGGAGGAAACACGAGGACAUUUGUGAUUGCAUGGGACAAUGUAGAAUUACACCAUUCACAUGCAAUCCCAAACUGGUUUUCAGCCCAUCCAAGGAGGAUUUCCCUUUUCCUCCCUCCCUUCUCACCUUUCCUCAACCCCAUUGAGGAUUUUUGAUCAUCGGCCACAUGACCAAAUGUCCCCCCUGGAUGCCGGCUGCAGAGACAUCUCAGCUGAAGACUGCCAGGAGUGGAUGAGGCAGGCCAAGCAUUUCUAUACAAGGUGCAUAGCGAGAGACGACAUAAGAUGUGAUGUGGACGAGAACAUGUGUCCAAAUGCUGAAGAUGGUAUAGAUUAGAACAGGACGGGGCAUUUUACUGUUUUUUCCCUUCUGUGCCUUUUUUAUUGUAAUUGUGUUGUAUUUUUACACAUUUGGAACUAAAGGCCAUGUAUGUUGGAUGUGUUGUUGAACCAAAGGUCAUGUAUGUUGGAUGUGUUGUUGAACCAAAGGUCAUUUAUGUUGGAUGUGUUGUUGAACCAAAGGUCAUGUAUGUUGGAUGUGUUGUUGAACCAAAGGUCAUGUAUGUUGGAUGUGUUGUUGAACCAAAGGUCAUGUAUGUUGGAGGUGUUGUUGAACCAAAGGUCAUGUGUGUUGGAUGUGUUGUUGAACCAAAGGCCAUGUAUGUUGGAUGUGUUGUUGAACCAAAGGUCAUGUAUGUUGGAUGUGUUGUUGAACCAAAGGUCAUGUAUGUUGGAGGUGUUGUUGAACUAAAAGUCAUGUAUGUUGGAUGUGUUGUUGAACCAAAGGUCAUGUAUGUUGGAGGUGUUGUUGAACCAAAGGUCAUGUAUGUUGGAGGUGUUGUUGAACCAAAGGUCAUGUAUGUUGGAUGUGUUGUUAAACCAAAAGCCAUGUAUGUUGGAUGUGUUGUUGAACCAAAGGUCAUGUAUGUUGGAAGUGUUGUUGAACCAAAGGCCAUGUAUGUUGGAUGUGUUGUUGAACCAAAGGCCAUGUAUGUUGGAGGUGUUGUUGAACCAAAGGUCAUGUAUGUUGGAUGUGUUGUUGAACCAAAGGCCAUGUAUGUUGGAUGUGUUGUUGAACCAAAGGUCAUGUAUGUUGGAUGUGUUGUUGAACCAAAGGUCAUGUAUGUUGGAUGUGUUGUUGAACCAAAGGCCAUGUAUGUUGGAUGUGUUGUUGAACCAAAGGUCAUGUAUGUUGGAUGUGUUGUUGAACCAAAGGCCAUGUAUGUUGGAUGUGUUGUUGAACCAAAGGCCAUGUAUGUUGGAUGUGUUGUUGAACCAAAGGCCAUGUAUGUUGGAUGUGUUGUUGAACCAAAGGCCAUGUAUGUUGGAUGUGUUGUUGAACUAAAAGCCAUGUAUGUUGGAUGUGUUGUUGAACCAAAGGCCAUGUAUGUUGGAAGUGUUGUUGAACCAAAGGCCAUGUAUGUUGGAAGUGUUGUUGAACCAAAGGCCAUGUAUGUUGGAAGUGUUGUUGAACCAAAGGCCAUGUAUGUUGGAUAGAGUUAGUGUAUGUAAACAACGUGUUUUUGCAUUUUGAAAUGCGGAGUUGGUAUUUAAUGAACAAAAUGUGGUUUUGAGCAGAACAUUUACUAUUUGUCUAAUUGUGUGAUGUCGGUGUGUUGCUGUGUUAAGAGUUUAGAAAAAGUAUCUUAAGUACAAGUAAACACUUUAAUAGCCGAGCAGUUAGUCACUAACUGUGACUAGCUGGCUGACUGACUAGCUGACUGACUAGCUGGCUGACUGACUAGCUGACUGACUAGCUGACUAGCUGACUGACUAGCUGGCUGACUGACUGACUGAUUAACUGACUGACUGAUUAACUGACUGACUGACUGAUUAACUGACUGACUGAUUAACUGACUGGCUGAUUAACUGACUGACUAUAUUUACAUUUUAGUCAUUUAGCAGAUGGUCUUAUGACAGACUGACUGACUGACCAGCUGACUAACUGACUUGCUGAUUGACUAGAUGACUACAUAAAUAUAGUUACAUUUACAUAUUAGUCAUUUAGCAGACAGUCUUAUUUCAGACUGACUGACUGACUUGCUGAUUGACUAGCUGACUGAC
This is a messenger RNA of Oncorhynchus keta (chum salmon), 2278 nucleotides long. RefSeq lists its product as uncharacterized. The coding region runs from base 641 to 1711 and encodes 356 amino acids. The record is from RefSeq and is a predicted model, not a curated record. Lineage: Eukaryota; Metazoa; Chordata; Actinopteri; Salmoniformes; Salmonidae. The transcript is spliced from 3 exons.